Messenger RNA from Fonsecaea multimorphosa CBS 102226, 435 nucleotides. RefSeq lists its product as uncharacterized. The transcript is spliced from 2 exons. The record is from RefSeq and is a predicted model, not a curated record. The coding region runs from base 1 to 435 and encodes 144 amino acids. Lineage: Eukaryota; Fungi; Ascomycota; Eurotiomycetes; Chaetothyriales; Herpotrichiellaceae.
AUGCCGUCUUAUCGCGGCCGCGGUGGCCACAGCGGUCCGCAGCAGCCAUAUCGGUCAUAUCAUGCUUCACAACCAGACGAUUUCUACGAUGACCGCUCGAGGUCACGAUCCCGAGAACGCAGACACAGCUCCCCUCACAAACGAAGUCCUCCACACGCCGACCACCAACCGGACCGUCUCAGGGAGAAUUCCAUUUUCGUGGCCGUGCCCGGAGUCCAGAUCGAAGACGUGACCGCAGCUAUGACAGGCGCACCCGUUAUUAUGAUGAUGGUGAUCGCAGCUCGCCAUCCCCUCGCCGAGGCAGAUCGUCUUAUUAUGACCGAGACGACCCUCGCUCCGCUUCACGAGACUACCGCAGCCGAAGUCGAAGCAGAUACCGGACACCGUCAGACGUGCGACCACCGAGUCGAGGCGCCCCGAGCAGGGAGAUCAUGA